AGAAACCUCAGAGGCUUGGACAGGGUCACCAUCCUGAAACCAGCUGCUUUGGGCAGCUUCCGUUCUGGUCAGGCCUAACCUCUGUGCAGCUCUGAGUGUACCGCUGACCACCACGGCUGCAACACAGAGCACAGGAUGGAGUCCCAAUGGCGUGGUGCUGCAGCUACCGCCUUCCACCAACGCUGGCUAGCCCGGCUGCUGCUGUGGGUCUCAACCCUGAGCUGUUCCUUCUCCUUGCCAGCUUCUCUCCCUCCUUCUCUGGUACCCAGAGUCAGAAGCAGCUACACUAUGGGAAAGACAUUCCUCGGUCUUGAUAAAUGCAAUGCCUGCAUCGGGACAUCCAUUUGUAAGAAGUUCUUUAAAGAAGAAAUAAGGUUUGACAACUCACUGGCUUCCCACCUGGGACUGCCUCCUCAGGACUUGCAUUCUUAUGCUGCAAAUUACUCAGAUGACUCUAAAACCUGGCGCCCUGUGGAGAUUUCUCAACUGGUCAGCAAGUACCAAAUUGAGAUCUCUGACAGGAGGAUCUGUGCCUCUGUAUCAGCACCAAAGACCUGCAGCAUUGAGCGCAUCCUUCAGAAAACAGGGAGGUUCCAGAAAUGGCUGCAGGCCAAGCGCCUCACACCUGACCUGGUGCAGGGCCUGCCCAGUCCCUUCCUGCGCUGCCCUUCACAAAGACUCUUGGACCGGGUGGUUCGACGAUAUGCUGAAGUAGUCGAUGCUGGCAGCAUCUUCAUGGACCACUUCACUGCCGGUGACAAGCUGCGUCUCCUCUACACGCUGGCUGUCAAUGCACACCCCAUCAUCCUGCAGAUCUUCCCUGGAGCAGAAGGCUGGCCAAUGCCCAGGUACCUGGGCUCCUGUGGUAGAUUCCUGGUCAGUACCAGUACCAGACCACUGCAAGAAUUUUAUGAUGCCUCUCCAGAGCAAGCUGCUGACCUUGCCUACCAACUCCUCAGGGUCCUGGAAUCCCUGAGGAGCAAUGACUUGAACUAUUUCUUCUAUUUCACCCAUGUUGAUGCAGGCAUGUUUGGCAUCUUUGACAAUGGGCAUCUGUUCAUCCGGGAUGCCAGUGCGCUAGGCAUCAUCGACAAGCAGGAAGGCAGCCAAGCAGCUGCCAGGACUGGAGAAAAUGAAGACAUUUUUAGCUGCCUGGUUUCUGACUGCCAGAUCCAGCUGUCCUCCUGUGACACUGUCCCUGAGAAGCAAAGCCUUGUGCUGGUGUGUCAGCAGCUGCUGCCUCAACUUCUCCAGGGAAAGUUUCCCUCCCCUGUGCAAAAGGAGAUAGACUCUGCUCUCAGCCUGUGUAGCAAGGAUAACAGCACAGACCUAGAAGUUCUUGGGGCUACCAGUUGGCUGAAGGACAUCUUAAGAUCUUUGAGAACCUGUGAUCCUAGAUUUGCCUAUCGUUACCCAGACUGCAAGUAUAAUGAUAGAUUCUGAGUGGCUAAAGGGACAAUCUGCAAGCUCUUCCAUGUCCUUGGUUGAAUUACUGCCAAAUUAUAAGAAGCAAUUCCAUUUUGAAUAUUUAAGUACAUUAAUUUCCUAAGAAACACACAAAACUUGUGGGGAAAACUUUGACACUGCAUAUUUGACCUCACUGGCUAGGACACCAUUGCAUAGUCAGGAGGUGGACACAGGAAGACCAGGUGUGAACACUCAAUAUCUUUGAACCUCCAUUUUCUGUAUAUUUUACCAGACUUUUGCAAGUUUCAAGAAAACAGAGGUGUAAGGAGCCCAGAAAUACAAUUGUGACCAACAAAGCAUGUUCCAGAAACACACGCAGAUAGGGCAAGUGAGAAAGUCCCAUAUUUUGGGGAGGCUGGUGUAGGUAGAGGGCAAGGUGAAGGCAGGGCUUUGAGCCAUUGGAACUCAACACCCCCAUUCCUACUCUCCUGCAUCUGCGAGAAGAGACUAUAAGCCAAAAGGAUGACCUCACCUGCCACCAGUUCCUGAACUCUCUGGGCACCUGGUAUUCCUUAUGCAUGUGCAAAAAUCACCUCAGGACAUGGAAAAGAGUCAAGGGUAAGAUGAGAAUGGGGACAACUGGGGCCAAUGUGCUUGCUUAGGUUCUCUAAAAGCAAGGGUCAAAACCCAAUUACCUGAGUUUUCUUAGAGGAUAUGCAUACAGAGAAGGUAGAAAAAGGGAAACAUGCAAAGGCUGAAAGGCAAACUCAUGCUACAGUUUGACCAUCAGCAAAAGUUAGACAAUGUAGACUUUCUGGGCUUCUACAAGACCAAGACUGAGCCAUACAUCAAAGAAAUCCCAUAUCUCCAAUGAACAGAUCCAUUUUAUUAUCCAACUGUGUUCAGCACUGGCCAGAAUAGGCUAUGGCAAGUGUGACUGCAGCUUAGUUGCAAAACCAGAUUUCAGAGCACAGCAACCUGCAGACAUUAAACAGGUUCCACUGCCAUUCUAGGUGCAGCCUGGGACCAGGGCCUGCUCUCUCUGCACCACUCAAGGAGUCCUAGAACUCUUAUCCAAAUGUGGCCUUGCAAGUCAUUAUAAAAACAUUUGUUUUCAACCAAUGGAAUACAUUUUACUAAAAAAUUACUUUGACAUACCUUUAAUGUAUUUAACUAUAUGGCUUAUGGGCCUCUAUGCAUGACAUUUUCUGCCCUCCAUAACAAUCAUAAAGGUCUCUUAGACCUUUAUUUAGCCUCACUAUAAGACCUCUACUUAUGGGAAUUGUUUGGUCUACCUCCUUUCUUCUACCUCUAAAUUAGCACCUUGGCAGUCAGAACACCUGAUUUAACAAGCCUCACUGCAUACAGAAGGAAACUGAGGCCCAGAGAGGCCAUGAUUUGCUGAGAAACUGCUGAAAUCCUCCCUACCAGUCCAUUCCCCAGUUCCUUUCCUCAUCAGUCUCAUCUAUAGAAUUCUAUUUUCAUUCACAUUUAAAGUUGAAUCUCAAAGGCCCUAUCUUGUGGUAUAUCAUGUGGCCUUUUGGUGUUGCCUUUUGACAACUGCUCCAGACAUUGUCCCAUGGCAACCACAACAGUGAGGAUAACAGACCAAGCUUAUACCAUGCCUGAGAAGCUUUAAAAUUGGUGUCCUCUGGCUGGCUGUGGAGAAUGAUGUUUGACCACAUCUCCAACCUAAGUUAUCAUGAUUUCCUCUCCCUACCGACUUGCUUGAAGUAUGUGAUCCUAGGCAUCCUACUGACCAGAGAACGCAGGGAAGGGGCUACAGUUUCAGACUCUCCAAAGAUGCACAGGAACAUAAGACUGUCCCCAUAAUCAACCCCACUCAUGUCAGGAUCAGUCUAUCUCAAUAGAACCAUUGUGUUUCCACUGAAGACUGUGAGUAACUUUGAUUUAGGAUCUACAGAGUUGAGAAAUGGAACUUAUAAUAACCCUCCUCUUGCCUCUCUACCACAUAUUUGUGGGGAAGAAAAGAAGGAGGGAAUGAGUCCUCUAUGCCCGUGGUCUGGGACUCUGAAAAAUUAUCCUUCAAAAUCAUGGAGCAGCUAAAUCUAGGAAGGAAACAGCCCUAGAUUCCUACUGAGUCAAAACAAAGAAAUCUUAUGUCCUCUUUGAUAGAGACCCAGAAGCAAGCAAAGAACAAAACUACCUGAAUACCUGCAGGAGGUGAGUGGAAGAUUUGUUUUUAGUAUGAACUAAAACAAGCACUAUGUCUGCAGUUCAGUCCAAGGGAAGACAGAUAACCUUUUAGGCAGGGCCUAACACUUUGAAGUGGCCUAGAAAUGACUCCUCAUCUAGUGGUCUUUUAUAAGAUUAGGAGGUUAAGAAGUCCUUUUCUCAUACAUUUGGAACGCAGACCUUUUCUUGCCAUCAUGACCAAAGAUCACAGACCCCCUCCUAGGUAUUAUCUCCAAGCCAUAUCCUCCCUAAUCACUCCCUGAUAUCUGUUGAUUCUCUGUCCAUCCCUACCUGUGAUAGACACAGAACAGAGCUGCCAGGCCUCCCUCCACAAGGGACACUUCUUCAUUGAGUGCAGUAGUGUAGGUUGCAGGCAGCACUGACUGUCAGCCCUUUGGGCUGUGCCUUGGUCACUCUGUGGCUUCACUUGAGGCCACACUUGUCCUGAGACAUAUCGAUACCUAGUCACUGGGCUUAUGAUGAAAUGUUUUGCCUCAAUCAUUUUGACCCAGUUAGCUACAACCCGAAUGGGUAAUUUUUAUUCCAAAACUCUACAUGCAUCAGAUCAAGACUCUUCUGGGCCUGCAACACAGUCUAACUGACCUUGCCCCUCCUUUUUCUAUGAAUUCUUUUCACAGGUGUUGACUAAAUGAGCACCAAUGAGUGGACAAAAUGGUGGCUCCACAAAAACAUGUUCACAUCUUAAUCCCCAGAAGCUGUGAUAAUUGCCUUUAUGGGAAAAGAUGUGAUUAAGGACUGUGGGACUUUCCAGGAUUGUAUAGGUAGGUCUUAAAUGGAAGCCCACGUGUCCUCAUAAGAUGGAGGCAGAGGAACUUUUGAGAAAGAAAAUCCAAUAAUGUGAAGACAGAGGUCAGUCAAGACUGGCACAAUGCAACUGAACUCCAGCAUCCAUCAGGAAUUGGCAAGGAAGGAAUCCUUCUGCCAGAUCCUCCACAGGAACUAUGAAUCUCAUGCUACCCUAAUUUCAACCCAGUGAGCCCCAAGAAUUGUGAGAGAAUACAAUUCUAUUGGACUGCACCACCUCCUUCAUAGUAAUUUGUUUUAACACUUGCAGAAAUCCAAUACACACUCUGAAGUCUACUGAAUAUCAGUGUCCAGAGAGUUCCACCUGCAACAUUCACCCACAGUCUUCUGUGAGCAAAUGGAAGAAAUACUUGAGCUAAGAUGUACUGCACUGGUAGAGCACUUGCAUAGCAAGCUGGAUCCCUAGUUUUAUCCCCCAAUACAGCAAAAGCAUGGCCUGGCAUGGGAAGUAUAGGAUAGAUCCUCAUGCAGAGCUGAAGGUUUCUUUCCUCCAAAACUCUAGACAUUACUGAAGACCCUGCUCAGUCUUAUGAUUAUUCGGAGGCUUUCUUGAUAGUUCAGCUACCAGAGAUCACUUUCUGAACCUUGUCCCUUAUGUUCUGUGCCACAGGUCUGUGCCUCAUGUUUGGUUUCAGGAUGAUCUGUGUCCUGCUUGCCAUCUAGCUCAGAGAUUCCUGAGUCGGGGCGAGAUGGAGGGAGGCAGUAAUGUGAAGAACUUUGUGUUUCCAAUAAUAAGGGAGGGCUAGACACAAAGCAGAGGCUAGGAAAUGCUCCUACUGAGACAAGUGAUUGACUUCUUUUGCCCUUCCUUACAUUGUUCAUGUGCUAUCCUGGCUACCAAUCAAAGAGAGCCACUUCUCAAUAGCCAAGAGACAAGUGAGACAACAUACAAGAGACUUCAACCAGAAUAGAAUUAUAAUCGGCUAUAUUCUACUGGCUGAGAUUUGAGUGGAGGUAUUAUUUUGCCAGUUUAUAUCAACCACACCUUUUAUCCGGUAGGCUGGGCUAUAUGAUUUGUGGGAACCAAAGAAAAAUGGAAAUGUGAGAUGGAUCUAUUCAGAAACAGCUCAUAGUUGUAAGAUGAGACAACAAAGCUAAGUUGAGGCCCUCUUCUGUGUAGGUUUCAGGCUCAUCAAGCAGGCAAGGACUGCAGAUACACUCCUUACACUUGGCAUGGAGUGUUAUUACCAUUUAUUGGAGGUUCCGUUGCCCUCCACACUCAAAGGGAGCAAGUAUAGGACAGAGGUGAAAUAUAUGCUUAAAGCUUAUAAGAUCAGACUCAGUAGAGUGAACAGCACCCCAGUCCAUGAAUCUGACUGUACAGGAGUAUGUUGAUUUCAGUGGUUUGGUAAAUAUGGUAAUUGGUGAGUCUCCUGCCUGUGGUCUUACAACACCUAAACCUAAACAUUUUCUCUGUAGUUAAAAUAAAUCCUAUGUCGUUUACUUUUUCCAGGACUUGCUUUUUGUGUGCAUAAAAAUAUGGAGGAUUAGCUUUAUUCUUGAAGAAAUAUUGUCCCCUGUAAGUCAUGUGAUGUCUCUGUUUGAAGGCAAAUUUAGGAAAUGAACAGAGGCUGUCUCCAUAGAGAAUGGAGACCCAAAAUGCCAUCUUAGAGGAAAUCCUGAUUUGUUGUAGAAAUAUUUCGUUCCAACAGGGGUUUUUACCCAGCCUUGAUCAUUCAAUUCCCUACUAAAAUAUGCACACAACCUUUAUAUGUUUUUUUAUACAACAAUAAAGCUUAAACAGCACAAGAGCUG
Mus caroli (Ryukyu mouse) is the source of this 6183-nucleotide messenger RNA. It is a transcript of the gene Dipk2b, whose product is annotated as divergent protein kinase domain 2B. The record is from RefSeq and is a predicted model, not a curated record. NCBI's taxonomy places the organism in Eukaryota, Metazoa, Chordata, Mammalia, Rodentia, Muridae.